AUGGCGCUAGAAGAGGCAUCUGAGACCCCGCGGCGAGCAACCCGCGAGGAGAUGCGAGAUGCGAAGCUUCCCUUAGCAUAUCGAGACAGCUGUGGCCAUCUUCUGAUCCCCCUCAACCGGUGCCGCUUCGAAACAUACUACAUGCCGUGGAAGUGCGAGGACGAGAGACACAGCUACGAAAAGUGCCAAUACGUCGAGUUUAAGAAGCGAGUCGCCAAGAUGAACGAGCUCAGGGAAGCCAAGGGUGGUGCUCGGAGCAACUGA
This is a messenger RNA of Canariomyces notabilis, 264 nucleotides long. RefSeq lists its product as uncharacterized. The record is from RefSeq and is a predicted model, not a curated record. NCBI's taxonomy places the organism in Eukaryota, Fungi, Ascomycota, Sordariomycetes, Sordariales, Chaetomiaceae. The coding region runs from base 1 to 264 and encodes 87 amino acids. The transcript has 3 exons. Gene Ontology annotation, cellular component: mitochondrion.